AUGAGAGUCGGCGAAGAACAUUCGCGAACCAGGAGAAUCGGCGUCACGUUCCUCGUCGGCUCUGGUUCGAGUUAUCCCUACGGAUUCUUUGAUCAGGCCUGGAAAGAAAACAUGACUAAAGAAGAAGCCGAGCAACUUGUUGUGAAGGCAGUUUCACUUGCUAUCGCCCGUGAUGGAGCCAGUGGAGGUGUUGUACGAACUGUCAUAAUUAACUAA
Molecule: messenger RNA, 216 nt
Organism: Microthlaspi erraticum
Lineage: Eukaryota; Viridiplantae; Streptophyta; Magnoliopsida; Brassicales; Brassicaceae
Source: the annotation of a GenBank genome assembly